Molecule: messenger RNA, 641 nt
Organism: Bradysia coprophila
Lineage: Eukaryota; Metazoa; Arthropoda; Insecta; Diptera; Sciaridae
Source: RefSeq, a predicted model, not a curated record
AUGAAACGUUUGCUGGUUUUUCUUUGCGUCUUCACUGAAACUUUGGUUUUAGCAACUCAAGUAGAAGUUUUCCGUACAAACUUCAGUCAAAACUCACUUUCUGAAGCCUUUGGCAAUGUCCAAGUUAGCUACGGCAAUCAGAACGUUUUCCUUUGGGAAAAUGGAGAAGGAAUUGAUGUAAUUUAUCCAGAGGGCAGUUACACACCAUCGGUGGAGCCAAUUGGUGGGUUUGGUGUUUGGACAAAACAUCAGAUUAAUCACACUGCUAUCUUCAAAUAUGGUGUGUUUUUCCCGGCCGGUUUCGACUUUGUUAAGGGUGGAAAACUUCCUGGCUUGUAUGGUGGCAAGACUAGUUGCACUGGAGGUGAUCCUGCUGUGGACUGUUUCUCUACCAGAUUAAUGUGGCGUGAAGGUGGACAAGGAGAACUGUACUUGUAUGCAAAUCGAGAAGCACAAGAUCCAUCCCUUUGCCAAACUCCUACAAAUAUGUAAUUUUAUCACUUAUGCGCAAAUAGUUGACGACAAGGGAUUGUCGACAAUUGUUCAUUGAAAAAAUGGAGGCUGUGUUAACCGGAACAAACAAGCCAUUCCGUCUGAAGUUAAAUGCUUCCGAAAAUGCCACGAAAAGAGCUGAAGCCCGU